AUGUGCAGCCUGGGCAAGGUGAAGCCCUUCUUCGGUGACGUGAUGCCCUCACCCGCCAUGAAGUCAUGUCUAGAGGCCAGGUCGUACAAGAAGGAGGUCGUACUGCUCACUGAGUCACGGUUAAACCCUGCGUACCAGACGUUCCGUUCCCUGCUCGACCUGGGUUACGAGCACGCGGUGUUGCUGUCCACCCUGGAGCGGUGUGUACGGAGCAACGCCACGUGGCCGCGGUUGGGGUGUGUGUGGUCCACACAGCCCCUCCUCAGCCAGAUGAGAUACCUCAUGGACAGGAUUAAUUGUGGUGUGGUGUACAUUCGUAACGCUCGGCCAGACGGGCCCGCGGCGUACGUGCUGGCCGAGGUGCUUGACCGCCUGGAGAGAUGGGCUGACAACCCGGGUUACUUCAGUGGCCGGGGGCUCAACGGCUGGUGCUGGGACCAACAGAUGUACAGCGAUGCGUUCUUGUCGACACUGGCGGGUCGCCCUGUGUCGUACAGCUGUUGGUUAAAAUACGAACCGCCCUCGUUGAAGGCUGAGUGGGAUGAGUCACAUGUACGACUAUUCGGGGGAAGACCCGGUCGACCCUUUGAACAUCAAGAUUAUCUCAGGGAUGUGCCCGCGCCCUGGCCCGCUGAGCUGCUGACUGAGGCCCCGGACUACCCCCACAAGAGGGUGGAGACCAUUUGGAUGGCCACCAUGCGGGUCCCUAAUGCCCGGGGCGAUUGGCCUAUGGAGCUGGGGGGUGCCGUGUACCCGCCUCAGCGGGGGGAGACGUCGCGAAUAUGGCGGGAAAUAUUGGAGGCUGAUGGAGUCCCUCUGUGGCCGGAUCCCGAGGACCCCACGAAGGCCGACCUGGCCGCCACCAUUACGGAGACAUUUGCCUACUUGCCCAUCUACCUAUCGGAGAGCUGGUCCCAAGGGGGGGCGCUGGGCUACUGGAACCCCGCACUGCUGCGACCCACGGGUCAGCCACCUGCGGCGCUGGCGCAUUUCGUACAUGUCCCCGGGGGGGCAACGAAUAAAUUGACCGUCAAGAUGGCCUUCAACCAUUGGGACUGGGACGUGGCCCACGCAGCUCACCCCAACCGGGGCGUGUUCUUCGCCUCCACGCGAGCCGCCCCCCUGCCGGACGUCCUGGCCCUCGACCCGCGGCUGGUGGCGGGGGGGAAGUGGUCGCAGGAGGGGGACUUCGCGGCGGUGGUGUUGGCGCUGCUGCGGCUGGCCCUCGAGAUGGGUCGUGCGGUGGCCUACCCCGCACCCCCCUGCAACGCCAGCUGGCUGGGGGGGGAGGCCAACAACCGGCUGCCGCUGGUGGUGCAUCACGAACGCAACGCAGCGGAACCCGGCGGGGUACCGACGGGUGGGUUCCACAUCCCCUACUCGCCGCGGGGAAAGGGUUUCAAGGACCUGCGAUGUCUGUGGGGCGGGUAUCUGCCUUUCGGGUGCCAGGCGUCAAGAUGGUACUUUCCGGGCGGGCUCCUCGCGCCCGAGUACGACCACCUCCUGGACAUCAUUCGCCGGGACAGCGCGGGACUUGCGGCGGCGCGCCAGAGCGCCGAGCACCUCAGCCAGCUGGGCUUCAGCACCAGGGCGGAAGAUUUGCUGGCGUCGCCCGGCUUCGGCGGCGGCGUCAGCAGCGGCAGCGGCUUCAGCGUUGAUUUCCAGGGCGGCGGCGGCGACGUAGUGACGGUGCCCCGGGAGCUGCUGCAGCCGCCGGCGGCGGCGGCGGCGUGGGACGUAACUCGGCUGGCGGCGGCGCUGAUGGACAAGUACGGCGGUCCCGGCAGCGGACUCCAGGCGAACGUCGCCGAUCUGGCGGCAGCAGCUACGGCGGACGUGGACAGCGCCACCACCGCCGCCGCCGCCGCCGCCACCACCGCCAGUAGCGGACGGCCCCGUGUAUUGGUGCUGCCCGAGGUACCUCGUCUCACGGAGGUGCUGGGCCCCCGACAUGAGCUAUUCAAACGGGAGCUGGCUACGGGUCCGGACCGAAACGUCAUGUCGUGUGACUGGAUUUUGACUGGGAGGCCGUACAGACGGCGGCUGCUGCAGCAGCAGCAGCAGCAGGGUAGUGCCAUGGCACAGGCGAUGGCGGCGUGGCGAUUAGGGGAGCUGCUGGAGGCGGAGGAGGUGGAGGCGGACGAAGCCUAG
This is a messenger RNA of Volvox carteri f. nagariensis, 2151 nucleotides long. RefSeq lists its product as uncharacterized. Lineage: Eukaryota; Viridiplantae; Chlorophyta; Chlorophyceae; Chlamydomonadales; Volvocaceae. The transcript has 14 exons. The coding region runs from base 1 to 2151 and encodes 716 amino acids. The record is from RefSeq and is a predicted model, not a curated record.